AUGAAUAAUUUUUCAAAUGAUGAGACAGAAUCAGGAACUAAUUCAUAUAAAACUAUUCACUUACGACAAUCGAUAGAACGUUUGAGAACAUACGAACAAUUAUCAUUUGGGUAUAGUUCAAUAACCGAACACGAUAUGGAGUUUAUUGUCGAAGAAGGUGUCAUCAAAAAGCAAUGUAGAGUACUAAGUUUAUUUGAAUGCAAAAUAACAUCAGCUAGUGUGGCAAUCAUAGCUAAUUCACUAAAUCAAGAAAAUAGUUUACAAGAAAUUCGUCUAAAUCAUAAUUAUAUAGAUGAUGAUGGUAUUUAUCAUCUAGCCAAUUCACUUUCAAAUAAUACUAACAAUGUAAAAUUCCUUGACUUAACAAAGAAUAAAAUUACAAAUGUUGGUGCAAAACAUCUUGCCGAAAUGAUAAAAAUUCAAGUUCUUCUUGCUGAAAUCGAAGAAUUACGUACAGGUAAACGUCCAUCGGAACGUGAAACAUCACCCGAAUAUGAUCCUAACCAAGAAGUACCAUUAACAUUUCGAAAUGUUGUUGAACUUCAACAUGUUAAUCAAAAAUUAGAUAAAUUAGUACGUGAAAUGCGUGCACAACAUAAUAAUGAUGAUGAAGAUCUUAAUCGAACAAGAUUUGAUGAACUUAAAAAAGAACAUCAACAACAACAAGAAAAAUUAAAAGAAACAAAAAAUCAAUUUGAUUCAUUAGAAACACAGAUGACAUCAUUAAUUCAAGAACGAGAUUUUCUUCGUUUAUUAGUUUCACGUUCAUCAUCAUCACAAGCUACUUCAUCAACAAAUCAAACAGUUGAUAUUCAUCAAAUAGAAAAUUUACGUGAUCAAGUUAAUCGUUUACAAGAAAAAAUUGAUAUACUUACAAAAAAGAAUACACAAUUAACUAAUGAAAAAGAUGAUCUUAUCCGAACGUCAAAUGAAAAAUUUCGUUCAAUUCAAUAUGAACUUUUAACAGCACGUACCGAACUUGAACAAACUAAUGAAAAAUUAAAUUUAAUUAAUGAAGAACAAGCAACAAAUAGAUUAACUAUUGCUUCUCUUAGAACUGAAAUUCAUGGUUGGCAAGAAAGACAUUCUAUGUUGGUUCAAAUCAGAAAUAAACAAGAACAACAAUAUUUCAAUGUUUUAACUGAAUUACGUCAAUUAAAAGAUGAUAAAGCUUCAUUAGAAUGUCGUUUAAAUACAUUAGGAAACGAACGUAAAUUUGAUUCAAUAAAACAUGAACAAAUUGAAAAUGAAUGUAUGUUAUUAAAGAAUGAAAUAGUUAAAAAUGAACAAAUUCAACCAAUUAUUGAAAAACUUCAAAAUUUAGCUGAAUAUACAAAAGAAAAAACAAAAGCUAUGUUUCAAGCUAAAAUAAAUGAUUUAACAGCACAAAAUGAUGAACUAUGUCAAAGAAUAGAACAAUAUGAACGUGAAAAAGAAUUAAAUGAACGUACAUACCAAUCACGUUUAGAUGAAAUAACACAAAAUUUACAACAAGAAAAAUUAAAUCAUACUGAAAUACGAACAAAAUUUAUAACAGAAAAAGAAAAAGCCGAACAAUUACAACGACAACUUAAUGAAAUCGAAACAAAAUUAAAUACGAAUACAAAUCAAAAGACUGAUUUUGAACAACAACUUGGUGAUUAUGAAAAAGAAUUAAAAAUGCUUAAAGUUAAACUUGAUGCAGCUAAUAAUGAAUUAGAAUUAAAACAAACAUUAAUUCAAUCAGGUAUUGAUAAUGCUAAUCAAUUGAAUGUUAAUGAACAAAAAGCAAUUGAUGAACUUGAAAAAGUUAAACAGGAAUUUGCACAAAAAUCUAAUAAUUAUGAAAAUGAAAUAGAACAACUUAAACAAGAUACAAAAGUACGAACGUUUAUUAUGUCGAAUUCAAGUACCAGUCAAAGACGUUUAUAUAAAGAUUUACAAAAAAUUCGUUCCGAAGAAUUACCAGGUAUUAAUGCCACACCUAUUGAUAAUAACAUGCAUAUUUGGAAUGCGUUGAUUGAUGGACCAGCUGAUACAUGUUAUGAAGAUGGAUUGUUUACAUUAAGAAUGGAAUUUGCAGAUACUUAUCCAUUAACACCACCUAAUGUUCGAUUUACAUGUAAAAUGUUUCAUCCAAAUGUUUAUGCUGAUGGUAGUAUAUGUUUGGAUAUUUUACAACGAAAUUGGAGUCCAACUUAUGAUGUAUGUGCUGUAUUAACAUCGAUUCGUUCGUUAUUAAAUGAUCCAAAUCCAAAUUCACCAGCUAAUAAUGAAGCAGCAAAAUUAUUUGUCGAAAAUCGUCGUUUGUAUGAAUCAAAAGUUCGUAAAUUAGUUGAAGAAUCCAUUAUAGCUGAUCAAAUAAAUAGUGAUUUAAAAAUAGCUGACGAUCAAAUACAAACAAGUGAUAAAUUAUCUUGA
This is a messenger RNA of Rotaria sp. Silwood2, 2400 nucleotides long. Lineage: Eukaryota; Metazoa; Rotifera; Eurotatoria; Philodinida; Philodinidae. The record is from the annotation of a GenBank genome assembly.